AUGGCGGAUUGCAGUGAAAAAUGUGUGGAAGAUUGUUCAUUCGAUUAUAGUGAGGGUAAACAAAAAGGCGUCUGUCUAAUCAAAGAAGAGUAUAUCAUAGGAGAUCAUGUAAGGCUUCUAAGCGAAAAAUGUUUAACAGAAACUGAUAAACAAAAAGUUUCAACUAAUCCAACUAACUUAAAUGAAGAGGCUUCUUCUGUGGAUGAACCACCAUCCAAAAAGUUUAAAAAUGAUGAUAAGAAGGAAAAGCUUAGAGGACAGAAUAAAGCAAGGCCACCACCAUUUAAGACACAGCGUGAACAAAACCUAUGUCCUUGGAUUGCGGAUCAAACAGUGGGAGAGCCUGAAAAAAAAUGUGAUAACAAAAGAUGCACUUUUUUGCAUGAUAGAAUUGAAUAUUUGAAAAUCAAACCAGAUGACAUUAUAGAUGAAUGUUAUCUUUUUAAUCUCAUUGGCAGGUGCCCAAGGGGUACUGCCUGCAGAAUGGGCUCUAAACAUUUAACAGCAGAUGGUUUAAACAUUAUUGAUAAAGAAAAAGUGGAGGAAUUUCAAAAGAGGCCACCUUCCAUGAAGAAUUAUUUGACAAAAGACAUUCAGACUCAACUAAGGAAGCACAAGUAUAAUUUCUCUAAGGCAGAAAAAGUUGUUAAAUUGAAUGAACCAUCUAGAAAAAAAUCAGUAAUUGAAAAUACUAAAAGAACUGAACAGUCCAUGAAUGAAGAUAAAUUACAAGUGAAAAAUGGUUCAACUGUGGACUCUUCUGUUACUGAGUCUAAAACUGAGGUUUCUGAGAGUUUAAAUGUAAAGCAGAAAAUUGGACCAGUGGAUGAUUAUGAUUUAAUCAAAUGUAGGAGUUCAGAAAAAAAGAGAAUAGACUGGAAAAAUAAGAUUUUAUUAAGUCCAUUGACAACAGUGGGUAAUUUGCCAUUUAGGAGGAUUUGCAAAGAAUAUGGAGCUGACUUAACAUGUGGAGAGAUGGCUCUAGCACCAAGGAUAUUAAAGGGGGCCCAUGAAGAGUGGGCACUGGUGAAAAGACACGAAUCUGAAGACAUCUUUGGUGUACAGCUCUGUGGUAACAAUCCAGGUGUACUAACAAGAUGUGCACAAUUACUUAAUGAAAAAAUUAACAUUGAUUUCAUUGACUUGAACCUGGGUUGUCCCAUAGAUUUAAUUUAUAGACAAGGUGGUGGCAGUGGUAUGCUGAAUCGAUUGAAUGUCUUAGAAACUGUUGUAAAAUCUGUUAGUCAAGUUAUGGAUAUACCUUUAACUGUAAAAACUAGGAUGGGUGUUUACAUAGAUAAACCUGUUGCGCAUACUUUAAUGCCAAAAUUCGGCGAUUGGGGUGUAUCCAUGAUUACUGUUCAUGGAAGAUCUCGUGAACAGAGGUAUACUAAAUUAGCUGAUUGGGAAUACAUAGAAAAAUGUGCAAAAGCAGCACAUCCUGUACCAGUAUUUGGAAAUGGUGAUAUUUUGUCCUUUGAUGAUUAUCAAAGGGUUCGAAAUUUAUACACUUCUGUGCAUGGUGUUACAGUAGGCCGUGGUGCUUUGAUAAAACCAUGGAUAUUUACUGAGAUAAAGGAAGGAAAAUUAAUAGAUAUAUCAAGUGGAGAAAGAUUUGAAAUUUUGAAAAAGUAUGCCAAUUAUGGUCUUGAACACUGGGGUUCAGACACUCGAGGGGUUGAAACAACUAGGAGGUUUAUGUUAGAAUGGAUAUCUUUCUUGCAUAGAUAUAUUCCUGUUGGAAUAUUGGAGAGGCCUCCACAAAGGAUUAAUGAAAGACCUCCAUUC
Molecule: messenger RNA, 1788 nt
Organism: Habropoda laboriosa
Lineage: Eukaryota; Metazoa; Arthropoda; Insecta; Hymenoptera; Apidae
Gene: Dus3
Product: tRNA-dihydrouridine(47) synthase [NAD(P)(+)]-like
Exons: 4
Biological process (GO): tRNA processing
Molecular function (GO): tRNA dihydrouridine synthase activity; flavin adenine dinucleotide binding; RNA binding
Source: RefSeq, a predicted model, not a curated record